Molecule: messenger RNA, 1878 nt
Organism: Angiostrongylus costaricensis
Lineage: Eukaryota; Metazoa; Nematoda; Chromadorea; Rhabditida; Metastrongylidae
Source: the annotation of a GenBank genome assembly
AUGUUUGAUGCUCUGUAUGCGGUUGUAAUUCUGCUCCUACCAACUGUUCGGUCACAAGGCAUAAGUCAUCCCAGUCCAGAUCUCAGCGAAGGCGCGAAAUUUCUUCCAAGGACUAUACUUUAUUGUAGCUACAAGUUUCCACUUCGAGAUGACGGCUCGUUAAUUGCGUUCUCUGAAAAAUCUGAAGAGGAGCGGGGAGAAACUGCUGUUAGUAACGAAGAACUCGCUAAGAUAUUAUAUCCCAGGAAAAACUUUAAACAAGUGGAAGAAGACAUGCAAAGGCGUCUGAGUAGUCGGGAUGGUCCCUUCUGGCGUGAGGCUCCACUGCAUCGCCUUAAAGACAUGGAUGCUGAUCUGGACGGUGCUACUGCAGCAUGGAUGGCUGAUGCAUCUUUAACUCGAACUGAAUACAUUGGGGACGAGAACGGAAUUCCGCAACAAGAUUAUUAUGGUAUUGUAGUGAAACAGAUAUAUGAACCAUUUGGAUUUCCUUUCGAGAGUUCUUUGCUAUUAAAUGGCUAUGUUGAGAAAGAGAAUAGACUGAACUUUGAUGGAACGAAGAGAAUCUUCAGUAAAACUGUAACCUGGGAUUAUUUUAUUUUUGAACAGGUUCCAGUGCAUAUACCGCAAGACUUCUUAUCUCAGCCAGCUCAGUGGUUAGUGGAUCCUGUCAGAAAACUCGAUGUCGUAACGUAUUUCUCCGAUGUUAUAGGAAGAAUGCAAAUGACUACCCUUAGUAAAUCCAAUCUUUCCGAAUACGCUGCUUGGCCUCAACUAAUAGGAAGGGAUAUGGGUGUAUUUACUCACAACCAACAACGAAGCUUUCUUUUAAAACCAGACGGAAAAUUGAUGAUCAGUCCAUUUUUGGAGACAUUGCCAAUGCUCAAAUCGGCGGCAAUUCAACCGUGGGCCACAUUAAUGUGUACUGCCUUGGUUGACAACGAGCCGAGAAGUUUAGGAGUGGUCAUCAAUGUUGACUAUCUUGUAAAUGAGAAAAGAGUGCUGAAGUAUUCUGAUAUUAAAGUACUUGAUCUUGAGAAAAAGAAACCAGAAGAAAGCAAAGAGUCACUUCCAAUUCUUGACCUAAGGUCCAACUUAAAGAUUCGUCCUUGGGACAGAAAUGCUGUGGACGCUAAAUUCCAGAAAAUGAUGUCGAUAAGUCCAUAUAGGGAAAGAGGGGUCGCACUAUUCUCGACGAUAUGGGAGACUGCUAGUUACUUGGUUGAAGUCAAAAAGUACAAGGAUCAGCUUUACACCGAACGCUUCAAAUCAAUCAUCGACGAGAACGAAACGUCAACUGUCGUCGAAAAUCACCCUGGGUUUUACAUUGAUGAAAUUUCCUGUACGGAGGAAAAGUACGACUGUAACAAACUGGCUGAAUGUCGAGGCAUAAGUAUAAAGGUGUCACUAUUCAUUUACGAAGAUAAUCUCUAACUCCAAGAAGAGGUCGAUCCGUGCGAUGAAUACGAGAGCGAAAUCAAAAUCAUUUUCAUUGAACACGAACAAUCCGUCAUUAGAUUAUAUCCCGGCGAGAACUAUCGGCUUCGCAUUAGGGAGGAGAUAUUUUCCACUGAUGCGACAAGGGCGCGUUGGAAAGUCUCAUCACGAUAUGCAAAUCACUAUGAUGCUUCAAGAGGCUGUUUGGAACAGGGAACUGUGUUGCUUAAGAGCGGAGACUUGCUGCUAACAAAUGUAAAACCAAGAGAUGCUCGAAGGCGGAUCGAAUUAACAUUGGCAGAUGGGAGACAACUUAAUAUACAACUACAAGAUGCAAGCAUACAACUUGGCCUUCGAGACGACAGCGGCACAAUUAUAUUAUGGGCUACGGCAAUCACCCGUGAGUGUUCAUUACGGAAUUUUAUCAAGUAUCACUCAUAA